Messenger RNA from Xenopus laevis (African clawed frog), 2039 nucleotides. It is a transcript of the gene ddx55.S, whose product is annotated as DEAD-box helicase 55 S homeolog. The record is from RefSeq and is marked provisional. NCBI's taxonomy places the organism in Eukaryota, Metazoa, Chordata, Amphibia, Anura, Pipidae. Gene Ontology annotation, cellular component: nucleoplasm. Gene Ontology annotation, molecular function: nucleic acid binding; RNA binding; ATP binding.
GACAGGAAGCACGUGUGCCUGAUGUAGUUGCAGGAAGAUGGAGAAUGUUACUGAAGGGACGUGGGACUCUCUGCCUCAGAAAUUAAAUGGCAGUAUCAGGCGGACUCUGGAGGAAUUAAAAUUCACUCAUAUGACCCCGGUGCAAUCAGCAACAAUCCCCUUGUUUAUGAACAACAAAGACAUUGCGGCAGAAGCGAUAACUGGAAGCGGAAAAACACUGGCAUUCGUCAUUCCACUUUUGGAAAUUCUCCUGAAAAGAGAAGAAAAGUUGAAGAAAAAUCAGGUUGGUGCUUUAAUUAUAACCCCAACACGUGAACUUGCAGUGCAGAUUGAUGAGGUGCUCUCAUGUUUCACAAAGCAUUUCCCACAAUUUAGUCAGAUUCUCCUAAUUGGGGGAAGUAACCCUGUGGAUGAUGUAAGAAAAUUUAAAGAACAUGGUGGAAACAUUAUUGUGGCCACACCGGGACGACUGGAGGAUAUGUUCCGCAGACAGGCUGAUGGACUGGAUUUAGUCAUCUGUGUGAAAACCCUUGAUGUUCUAAUUUUGGAUGAAGCAGAUAGACUUUUGGAUAUGGGAUUUGAAGCAAGCAUAAAUACCAUAUUAGGGUUUUUGCCAAAACAGAGAAGAACUGGUCUGUUCUCAGCAACACAAACUCAAGAGCUAGAGAAUCUGGUGCGAGCUGGGCUUAGGAAUCCUGUCCGUAUCGCUGUGAAGGAGAAGGGGGUAGCAGCAACCAGUACACAGAAAACACCUAUACGUCUACAGAAUUACUACAUGAUCUGCAAGGCAGAUGAAAAGUUCAACAAACUCAUUGCAUUUCUGCAGAAAAGGAAACAAGAAAAGCACCUGGUAUUUUUCAGUACAUGUGCCUGUGUGGAAUAUUAUGGAAAAGCACUAGAAAUGCUUUUAAAACCUGUGAAAGUGAUGUGUAUUCAUGGAAAAAUGAAGCAUAAGCGCAACCGGAUUUUUACAGAGUUCAGGAAGAUUAACAGUGGUAUAUUAGUCUGCACAGAUGUGAUGGCACGUGGAAUUGACAUUCAUGAAGUAAAUUGGGUUGUGCAGUAUGAUCCCCCUAGUAGUGCCAGUGCCUUUGUUCACCGAUGUGGACGUACAGCCCGGAUAGGUCAUCAUGGAAGUGCACUUGUGUUUCUGCUUCCCAUGGAAGAAUCAUACGUCAGUUUUCUUUCAAUAAACCAAAAGUGCCCACUGCAAGAAAUGACAGAGCUAAUAAUUUCAGUGGAUCUUCUCCCCAAAUUGAAAGCCAUGGCAGAGACUGACCGCGCUGUGUUUGAGAAGGGAAUGAAAGCAUUUGUGUCCUAUGUGCAAGCGUAUGCUAAGCAUGAGUGCAACUUAAUCUUCAGGGUAAAAGAUUUGGAUUUUUCUUCUCUCGCCCGAGGAUUUGGCCUGCUGAGGAUGCCCCGGAUGCCGGAAUUGAAAGGAAAGAAUUUCUCAGACUUUGUUUCCACCUUAAUUGAUACAGACUCCAUUGCAUACAAAGAUAAGAACAGAGAAAAACAGAGGCAGAAAAUGCUGAAAGAGCGAAAAGAAAAACUGGAGACCGAAGGCAGGAAACAUUUUGCAAAGAACAAGGCAUGGUCCAAGCAGAAAGCCAGGAAGGAAAAGAAACAGAAAGUAGCACUAAAACGGAAAAAAGAAGAGGGAUCCGAUAUAGAUGAGGGUGAUGUGGAUGAAUUGCUCCAAGACACUAGAUUAUUGAAGAGACUGAAAAAGGGCAAAAUUACUGAGGAGGAGUUUGAGAAACAGCUGACAGCAGUUGGAGGAAAAAGUGAAGUUGAAGAAGGAUCUGAGGACUCGAACUGAUCUUAUGCUUAUUUACACAGUGAAAAAAGUGGAUCUGUAGUGUACACAAAAGCUAAUCCAUUUACAUUGCCUCGUAAGAGGGAUGUAGUAUGUUGCGAUACACUAAAGCACAGCAGACAUCUAACUGUACAUAAAAUAAACAUACCAUGUGUUUCCUGAAGUAACAAAAGGCAUGGUUCUGGACGGAUUUCAUUUUGUUUAAAAUAAAUAUACAUUU